Messenger RNA from Osmerus eperlanus (European smelt), 2262 nucleotides. It is a transcript of the gene ezra, whose product is annotated as ezrin a. Lineage: Eukaryota; Metazoa; Chordata; Actinopteri; Osmeriformes; Osmeridae. The transcript has 13 exons. The record is from RefSeq and is a predicted model, not a curated record. Gene Ontology annotation, molecular function: actin binding; cell adhesion molecule binding. Gene Ontology annotation, biological process: positive regulation of early endosome to late endosome transport; positive regulation of protein localization to early endosome; regulation of organelle assembly. Bases 172 to 1953 code for a protein of 593 amino acids. Gene Ontology annotation, cellular component: cytoskeleton; plasma membrane; filopodium.
AGUAAGUAAUCUACAACGGAGUUCAAAGGACACGCGCCCUUCCCUGGAGUCCCUUGGCAGGACUCGCGUUCUUUAUCAGGGAGCGGUUUCACAGGGUGAAGACCACUACGAUCCCCGAUCCCGAGGAGAACGCGCUAUUCACCCGGAACCGCUGCAACACCAACAGUCAAGAUGCCUAAAACGGUGAACGUUCGAGUGACCACCAUGGACGCGGAGCUGGAGUUCUCCUUCCAUCCCAACACUACAGGAAAACAGCUCUUCGAACAAGUGGUCAGGACUGUGGGGUUAAGGGAAGUCUGGUACUUUGGGCUGCAGUUUGUGGACAAUAAAGGAUUUCCCACAUGGCUGAAAUUUGAGAAAAAGGUCACAGCCCAGGACGUGAAGAAGGAGAACACCCUCCAGUUCAAGUUCCGGGCCAAGUUCUACCCCGAGGACGUGUCUGAGGAGCUAAUCCAGGAGAUCACCCAGAAGAUGUUCUUCCUGCAGGUGAAGGAGGCCAUCCUGAGUGACGAGGCGUACUGCCCCCCGGAGUCCGCCGUGCUGCUGGCCUCCUACUCCGUCCAGGCCAAGUUCGGAGACUACAACAAAGACGUGCACCUGAGCGGUUACCUCAGCAACGAGCGCCUGCUGCCCAGGAGAGUGCUGGACCAACACAAGCUGUCGAAGGAGGAGUGGGAGAAACGCAUCCAGACCUGGCACGAGGAGCACAGGAACAUGCUGAAGGAGGAUUCCAUGGUGGAGUAUCUGAAGAUCGCCCAGGACCUGGAGAUGUAUGGCGUGAACUAUUUUGACAUCAAGAACCGCAAAGGGACUGACCUGUGGCUGGGCGUGGAUGCUCUCGGGCUCAACAUCUAUGAGAAGGAUGAUAAAUUAACUCCAAAGAUUGGAUUCCCCUGGAGUGAAAUCAGGAACAUUUCGUUCAAUGAUAAGAAAUUCAUCAUCAAGCCCAUAGAUAAGAAAGCUCCAGACUUCCUGUUCUACGCGGCCCGCCUGCGCGUCAACAAGAACAUCCUGCAGCUCUGCAUGGGGAACCACGAACUGUACAUGCAGCGGCGCAAGGCCGAUACCAUCGAGGUGCAGCAGAUGAAGGCCCAGGCUCGCGAGGGGAAGAACCAGAAACAGAUGGAGAGGGCUCAACUGGAGAGUGAGAAAAAGAAGAGGGAGGCCAUGGAGAAGGAGAAGGAGAACAUGGAGAAGGAGAAGCAGGACCUGAUGUUGAGGCUCUACCAGUUUGAAGAGACCACGAAGAAAGCACAGAGAGAAAUGGAGGAGCAGCUGGAGAGAGCCGCCCGGCUGGAGGAGGAGCGGAGGAGGGUGGAGCAGGAGGCCGCGCGGCUGGAGGCUGAGAGGCAGGAGGCCGUCCUGGCCAAGGAGGCUCUGGCCCGGCAGGCGGAGGACCAGCUGAAGAGCCAGGAGCAGCUGACAGCAGAGCUGGCAGAGUACACCACUAAGAUACUCAUCCUGGAGGAGGCUAAGAGGGCGAAGGAGGAGGAGGCUGACUCCUGGGAGCACAGGGCUAAGGAGGUGCAGGAGGAUCUCCUGAAGACGAGAGAAGAGCUGCACCUGGUGAUGGCCGCUCCUCCUCCUCCUCCCGCGGCGGCGCCUCCCGCCCCCGCCUCCUCCUCCUCAGACAGCGAGAGCGACCACGAGGAGCAGAACGGCGAGCACAGCGAGGAGCACAGCACCUACAGCGCUGAGCUGCAGACGCAGGACAUCAACGACCACCGCCAGGAGGAGGAGCGCGUCACAGAGGCGGAGAAGAACGAGCGCGUGCAGAAGCAGCUGCUGGCCCUGAGCUCAGAGCUGGCCGGCGCCCGGGACGACACCAGGAAGACCCAGAAUGACCUGCUGCACAGCGAGAACGUGCGUGUGGGCCGCGACAAGUACAAGACCCUGCGGCAGAUACGCAUGGGGAACACCAAGCAGAGGGUGGAUGAGUUUGAGGCCUUGUAAAGACUACAGCAGACAACACCUCUAACUGUAGUCUCGUUGAGUAAAGUGUUUUACUUUUGACAGUGAUUUGACUUGUAAUAUUUUGGAAAGUAACCGUUUUUUAGAUCAAUGUUUUUAUUUUAUUUUUCUGGAUAAUGUUUUAAUUUGUAAUAAGAAUUAACAUAUUGUUAUAAUUCUUAGAGGUGACUGGGGGAGAAACGUCUGUAUUUAGUUUCUAGGGGCCUGAGAUGACUAAUUUGAUCAGCAUGUUUUCUUUGUAAUUGAUUGAAAAAACUAACUGAGCAAACUAUUACAACCGUCAUGCAGUUU